AUGGCAUCCAGAACUUCACCAUUCGACUUGUCGAAAUGCGCUCGACCUAAUAUCCUCCAAUUGCAACCUUAUCGCUGUGCCAGAGAUGACUAUAAAGAUGAUGGGACAAACGUCCUUUUGGAUGCGAAUGAGAACGCCUACGGUCCAGGAUUGGCAUUGAAUGACCAGGGUGCCCUGAAAGCCUCACAGUCUGGCAAUGUGCCCGAGAUUGACUUCUUAGGCUUGAACCGAUACCCCGAUCCUCACCAGAUUGAGCUCAAGCAGCUCUUCUGCGACCUCCGUAAUACCCACCACCACACACAAAAAACCCUCAAGCCCGAGAGCCUCUUCGUCGGUGUCGGAUCCGAUGAAGCCAUCGAUGCCCUGCUCCGAUGCUUCUGCACACCCGGCAAGGAUAAGAUCCUAACCUGCCCACCGACCUACGGAAUGUACAGCGUCAGCGCGCAGGUAAACGAUAUCGAUAUCGUGAAGGUGCCACUGGACGUGGACAACGGCUUCCAGCUGCAAACAGAGAAAGUCAAGGCCGCCCUUUCGAACGAUCCCUCCAUCAAGAUCGCCUAUAUCUGCUCCCCCGGUAAUCCGACCGCGAACUUGAUCCGCAAAGAGGAUAUCCGCCAGGUUCUGGAACACCCAACAUGGAACGGUGUGGUUGUGGUCGAUGAGGCAUACAUUGAUUUCGCCGUGGAGGGCUCCAGUCUCGCGGAGUGGGUCACUGAAUGGCCUAACUUGGUUGUGAUGCAAACCCUCAGCAAGGCAUUCGGUCUCGCAGGUAUCCGCCUUGGCGUUGCUUACACCAGCCCCGAGAUCGCCCGUCUUCUGAACAGUCUGAAGGCCCCUUACAAUAUCUCCAGCCCGACUAGUGCCCUCGCCAGCGCUGCUCUGACUGGUCCCAACAUGGCAGUCAUGCACCGUUACCGUGAACAGAUUGUCGCGCAGCGCGAUCGUUUGCUCCGCGAAUUGCCGCAGAUUCCCGGUGUGGGCCGCUUCUUGGGUGGCUCGGACGCGAAUUUCCUGUUGGUGGAAAUGCUGGAUGCAGCGGGGAAGCCUAGCAAUGUUGUUGCGUUGGCAGCGUAUGAGGCGAUGGCUGAGAAGCGCGGAGUCGUUGUUCGAUUCCGUGGAAAGGAGUUUGGAUGUGAGGGAUGUCUGCGAAUUACAAUUGGUACGGAGGCGGAGGUCAGCAAGUUCUUGCAAGAGCUUCGUAAUGUGUUAGCUGGGCUGCACGGGGGAGUGAGCAUUCAGUCCGUGCGUGAUGAGGAGCAACGGGAAGAGACAGCGGCUGCAGUAGUUGGCUAA
Molecule: messenger RNA, 1293 nt
Organism: Penicillium malachiteum
Lineage: Eukaryota; Fungi; Ascomycota; Eurotiomycetes; Eurotiales; Aspergillaceae
Product: histidinol-phosphate transaminase
Exons: 3
Coding region: 1-1293 (430 amino acids)
Biological process (GO): L-histidine biosynthetic process
Molecular function (GO): L-histidinol-phosphate:2-oxoglutarate transaminase activity; pyridoxal phosphate binding
Source: RefSeq, a predicted model, not a curated record